This is a messenger RNA of Sycon ciliatum, 2419 nucleotides long. RefSeq names its product mucin-5AC-like. NCBI's taxonomy places the organism in Eukaryota, Metazoa, Porifera, Calcarea, Leucosolenida, Sycettidae. Gene Ontology annotation, biological process: endosomal transport; endocytosis. Gene Ontology annotation, molecular function: protein binding; calcium ion binding. The record is from RefSeq and is a predicted model, not a curated record. Gene Ontology annotation, cellular component: plasma membrane; cytoplasm.
CCGCGUCCGUGCACUGACUGCAUGACUCGUAGUGCAGCUGGCAACCAGAUCGUUGAACGAUUUUUGUUGUCAAUUCCUUUUUCUGCUUUGUUUUGGAGGCAUCCACGAGUGGAAAGUCACAACAGUUACAUGAUUGUACAUGUAUGUAGAGUUCGUAUCCUGCAGAGAUUUGUUGAACGCAAUGAAGCAGUGAAUUCCUUCUCUCGCCUGGACAUAAUUGGGUAGUCAGUUCCCAUUUAGCUGACCUGGCUGUGGAACACUGAUUUAUGGGUUUGAAAAUGCAAGUAGGUGUGUAAUCAAUUUCGCUCUUCUGGUCAACUGGAGGGUGUGAUGUGCUGGUUUCCCUAUCAUGAGUGGUACGUACACUAGCAUUGGGAACCCAUCAUCCAACACAGCCAUGUGGCAAAUGAAUUUCGAUGAAGCUGGCUUUGCCAGCGGGUUCUCAAAUCAGCCAUCUGGAGUGAGCACGGCAGCUUCAACCACGGCAGCUCCCAACUUCGCAAACUUUGAUGCUCCAGGCCACACAUCGUCGCCUGCCAACACCACCACUACAUGGAACACCGAGUUGUCUGCUCCGAGUCCCAAGAAUUCAGGUGGACAGUCACCAUGGAUGCGCCCUAUGCCAUCACCUUCCACCCAACGCUUGGAUCAAUCUGCAGCGACUCAGUCGAGUGGGCUACCCUCUAUUUCUACAACCGCACCUAAAGUCCAUAUCCGCAGUGCAGAGGAAUGCGCUGCUAACCCUCCAGCGGCGUUUGGUGACCUGUGUAGUAUCGCACCGCCUCCGCCUGUCAAUGUUCGACAGAAGACAUCUGUUGGCGAAGGUAUUUCUCGGACGCGACCCGGAACAGAACGCAAAUCGCGGAUGCGUCGCCACUCUUCUAUGGACGAUUCCUCGUCGACAACAGAUGGCAACACUGACCCCAUGGCUAGCCUACACCAGCAAACGCCCAACACUCGGCACAUGGUGUUGCCAGGUGCUAUGUCCUUUGAUCUCUCCAGUCCGUCAAGGACCGAGUCAGACACAUCAUCUCCCUGGAGUGCGGUUAAUAACACAGCAGAUGGGUCACGAAUAACGCACUCUGAGUUGAGCCCUGCGCCCCGGUCAGACGCUGCUUCUUCCGUAUCUCUAUUAGAUAGCAGCCUCCAGUCAUCAGCCAUCUCGAUGCGAGAGACGCAUUCGAACAUCGGCCUAUCAGCGCCCCUCAUCCCGGACACUACCACCAUCACACCUCCGCCUCUCCGACACCCAGCUCAAAUGCAAGGUGAUGGUCUCGAGCAGCAACAGCAACAGGAGCCGCCGAGCGAUGACUGGACUAUCUCGCAGCAGCAGCGAGAGUACUACGAGACCCAGUUCCGCAACCUUGCGGAUAACCAAGAAGUGGUCACCGGUGCCAAAGCAAGAGGCUUCUUCCUCAAGUCGCGCCUCCCCGCUCCUGAGCUUUCCCAGAUCUGGAGACUGUCGGAUGUGGAUAACGAUGGAGCACUGAAUUCAAUAGAGUUCUGCGUCGCCAUGCAGCUGGUCUUUGCAAGGAGACGCGGUAUUGAUUUGCCCGACGCUCUACCACCGCCACUGGUUGCUUUCCACCGCGAUUGUUCAGCAGCUACUUUAGCUCCACACGCCGUGCCGUCUCCCUCUCAGCUGCCACUUUUGAAUCGAACACCGGAUCCGAGUGAUUCGGACAGCGAUGAUGAAGCUAAUAUCGUCACAGCUGCGACUUCCACUGGCAGUGCGUGGCAAGGCUCAACCCUAUCAACAGAAACAGAUGGAAAACCGUCUUUGAAGCCUAAGCCAAGUCCUGCCGGCAAAGACCGACCUGUCUUGCCCAAACGACCGACUCAGCCUGACAUUGCCUCUCCAAAUCGAUCGUCUGAACCUGGAUCUCCGCACCACCGUUCAGCGGAUGCUGACAGCCUGUCCUCGCUCAAGCCUGAUCACAAAAAGCCAACGCGUCCUGCGAAGAGCGCCACUCUGGGGCGCGGUCCCGUGCAACCGCUGGACCGCUCCAGCACCGGCUGGUCGCAGGAAGCUGGUGAUCUCAUCGGGCGACAAGCAGCGCCCGAGCCCGCUCCGCGCGUUCCCAGGCGUGCCGUGAGCGGCCACCAUCGCGGCGGCAGUGUUGGUGAUCCUCGCUUAAUGGCGAGUAUCACCAGUGGCGACUUCCCGCCGCAUGUACCCACCCGUGAAACGGUGUCCACUGGUAGUGAUAAUCGACCUUCACAUUCCACUGUGGCUGAGCUUGGCAGUUUACUUGAGGGCAGAAUGUCCGAAACCAGAGGUCACCCGGCUAAAGCAGAGGACUCUCCCAAGCACUCGUCGCUUGAUGUUGCAGUUCACGAGGGUUCGGUUGCUGCAGCUGCUGCAGAACUGGCCCAAGCCCUGCAAGGUCCACCCACGAUUCGCGCAGGUACAACGCCG